Orycteropus afer afer is the source of this 984-nucleotide messenger RNA. RefSeq names its product olfactory receptor 51T1. Gene Ontology annotation, cellular component: membrane. The record is from RefSeq and is a predicted model, not a curated record. Gene Ontology annotation, biological process: G protein-coupled receptor signaling pathway. NCBI's taxonomy places the organism in Eukaryota, Metazoa, Chordata, Mammalia, Tubulidentata, Orycteropodidae. Gene Ontology annotation, molecular function: olfactory receptor activity; G protein-coupled receptor activity.
AUGUUAAUUUUCAAUAACACCACAUCCUCUUCUUCAAACUUCCUCCUCACUGCUUUCCCUGGUUUGGAAUGUGCUCAUAUCUGGAUCUCUAUUCCCAUCUGCUGUCUCUACACCAUUGCCCUCGUGGGCAAUAGCAUGAUCCUGUUUGUCAUCAUUACUGAGAAGAGUCUCCACAAACCUAUGUACUAUUUCCUCUCCAUGCUAUCAGCUGUUGAUCUAUGUCUGACCAUCACAACUCUCCCCACAGUACUUGGAGUUCUCUGGUUUCAUUCCCGGGAGAUAAGUUUUAAAGCCUGCAUCAUUCAAAUGUUCUUUGUACAUACGUUCUCCUUCCUGGAGUCCUCAGUGUUGGUAGCCAUGGCCUUUGACCGCUUCAUGGCCAUCUGUAACCCACUGAAGUAUGCCACUGUUUUAACAAACAUGAUGACCGUGGUGAUUGGACUGGUCAUCUGCAUCCGGCAAGUAAUUGUCAUGUUUUUCAUGUUUCUAGCCUUGAAGAAUGUGUCUUUCCACGGAGGCCAAGAGCUCUCCCACCCAUUUUGCUACCACCCAGAUAUCCUGAAAUUCACAUACUCUAAGCCUUGGGUAGCCAAUUUUGGGGGCUUGUUUCUUCAGCUCUAUCUAUCCGGCACUGACUUAUUUUUCAUCCUUUUCUCCUAUGUUCUGAUCCUCCGUACUAUUCUGAGCAUCGUGGCUCCUAAGAAGCAACAAAAAGCCCUCAGCACUUGUGUCUGUCACAUCUGUGCUGUCACCACUUUUUAUGUGCCAAUGAUCAGCCUAUCCUUGACACACCGCAUCUUCAUCUCCACCCCAAGAGUGGUCUGUGGCAUUUUGGCUAAUGUUUAUCUACUCUUACCACCUGUACUGAAUCCUAUAAUUUACAGCUUGAAGACCAAGACAAUCCGCCGAGCUAUGCUUGAACUCUUACAAUUCAAGGGUUCAUGUGGCCACAAUGAGAGGGGUCUCAGGGGAAGGGUGGGUUGA